Messenger RNA from Peronospora matthiolae, 525 nucleotides. The record is from the annotation of a GenBank genome assembly. NCBI's taxonomy places the organism in Eukaryota, Oomycota, Peronosporomycetes, Peronosporales, Peronosporaceae.
AUGCGUGCAACCGGGGAGAGUACCUCUCACACUACAGCAGCAGGUAUUUCGUCACUUGUUGUUGUGAACAGUCCACGUGGUGGGUCACCACGUGCGACAGAUGAUGCAUCCGACUCGAAGACGACACCUCACGCCUCCGGAUCUCCCGGGGCGGAGAAUGCAAGAGCCAGGUCGACCGGCUCUGGCCAACGUGGCGGCAUCAUACUCGAGAUGUUCGAAUCGAGAGAUUCGUCUGAUGAAUCCAUGACUCGCGCAAGUUUAUCUGACGAUAGUACGCGUGGUGAUGGUGGUGGUGCCCCUAUACAUCACCACGAGCAAAGUAACUCAAAGGAUCGGGAUAACACUGGUGCCAGCGCUCAUGCUGGCACCAAUCAAGAGGCCAGGGACCGAAUUGUCCUGCGCCACGCUCCUCAAGUGGAGUCUCCGUGGAUGCCGUCAGCCAGAGAGUUGGAUCGAGUGGCCGGCAUGACCACCGACCCUGUAUCGAAUCCCGUUAUUCGAUUGCAGGAAGAUUUGCCUACCUGA